ACAACCCUCACACUCUUUCUCUCCCUCUGGCAUGUAUGUGCUGGUAGGAGCCCCCCAGUAGUAAAAACUGCUGUAGAAAUCCUUUAGUGUUCCUUCCUCAAGAGAACUUAUGGCCUCGGGAUCACGGCUCAGUUUUUAAGAUGGACAGAAGCUGGAUGACCUUCUGAUGGGCUUUAAACUUUGAACUGGAUGUGGACAUUCUUCUCUCAGAUGACAGAAUCACUCCAACUUCCCCUUUGCAGUUGCUUCCUUUCCUUGAAGGUAGCCGUAUCUUGUUUUCUUUAAAAACCUUUUCCUUUCAAAUUUGCCUGCCAUGCCGACCAUCAUUAGCGCGUCUGUGGCCCCACAGACAGGGGCUGAGCCCAGGUCCCCAGGGCCGAUUCCCCGUCCAGCCCAGAGCAAGACCACUGAGGCCGGGGGCGGAAACCCGAGUGGCAUCUAUUCAGCCAUCAUCAGCCGCAAUUUUCCGAUUAUCGGAGUGAAAGAGAAGACCUUUGAGCAGCUUCACAAGAAAUGUCUAGAAAAGAAGUUUCUUUUUGUGGAUCCUGAGUUCCCACCGGAUGAGACCUCUCUCUUUUAUAGCCAGAAGUUCCCUAUCCAGUUCGUCUGGAAGAGGCCUCCGGAAAUUUGCGAGAAUCCCAGAUUUAUCAUUGAUGGAGCCAAUAGAACUGACAUCUGUCAAGGAGAUUUAGGUGACUGCUGGUUUCUCGCAGCCAUUGCUUGCCUGACCCUGAACGAGCACCUGCUUUUCCGAGUCAUACCCCAUGAUCAGAGUUUUACCGAAAACUACGCGGGGAUCUUCCACUUCCAGGUGANUCCAUCAUUGACAGACCCAGUAUCCAAGCUAAAUUAUAGCCAAAGGAGUCGCUAG
Hipposideros armiger (great roundleaf bat) is the source of this 871-nucleotide messenger RNA. RefSeq names its product calpain-3-like. The transcript is spliced from 3 exons. The record is from RefSeq and is a predicted model, not a curated record. Gene Ontology annotation, cellular component: cytoplasm. The coding region runs from base 314 to 871 and encodes 185 amino acids. Lineage: Eukaryota; Metazoa; Chordata; Mammalia; Chiroptera; Hipposideridae. Gene Ontology annotation, molecular function: calcium-dependent cysteine-type endopeptidase activity. Gene Ontology annotation, biological process: negative regulation of apoptotic process; proteolysis.